This is a messenger RNA of Candoia aspera, 1420 nucleotides long. RefSeq names its product kazrin, periplakin interacting protein (gene KAZN). Bases 94 to 1383 code for a protein of 429 amino acids. Lineage: Eukaryota; Metazoa; Chordata; Lepidosauria; Squamata; Candoiidae. The transcript is spliced from 9 exons. The record is from RefSeq and is a predicted model, not a curated record.
CAGAUCUCCGACUUCAUCGUCCACAAGGCCAAAGCUCUGGAUGAAGACAACCACGCCUUCCUGCCCAGUGAGAACAGCACCCUGAAGAAGUCCAUGUCGCUGAUGACGCAGCUCCUGAUGGACGCCCAGGCCAAGAUCGCCGGCAUGAUGGAGGGGAACCAGCAGCUGGCGCUGCGCAUCGACGGAGCGCUCCAGGCGGCCGGGCAGGAGGUGAGCGCCCUGCGAGCCGAGCUCGGCGCCGCCAGCCGCAGACUGGCCGAGCUCAGCGCCGACGGCCCCCCCAGCGCCGCCGAGAUGGCCGCCGGCGGAGGCGCCCCGGACCCCGCGCAACCCAGCCUGCAAGUCCUUCUCCGGGAAGAGGUGAGCCAGCUGCAGGAGGAGGUCCACUUGCUCCGGCAAAUGAAGGAAAUGCUGACCAAGGACCUGGAGGAGACGCACGGGGGCAAGUCCACCGAGAUCCUUUCGGCCACCGAGCUGAAGGUCCAGCUGGCCCAGAAGGAGCAGGAGCUGGCGAGAGCAAAAGAGGCCCUGCAGGCCAUGAAAGCCGACCGGAAGCGUUUGAAGGGGGAGAAGACAGACCUCGUGAAUCAGAUGCAGCAGCUCUACAGCACCCUGGAAAGCCGGGAGGAGCAGCUGCGGGACUUUAUCCGGAACUACGAGCAGCACCGGAAGGAAAGUGAGGAUGCGGUCAAGGCCCUCGCAAAAGAAAAAGAUUUGCUGGAGCGAGAGAAGUGGGAGCUGCGGCGGCAAGCCAAGGAGGCCACUGACCACGCCAGCGCCCUUCGCUCGCAGCUGGACCUCAAGGACAACCGGAUGAAGGAGCUGGAAGCCGAGCUGGCCAUGGCGAAGCAGUCCUUAGCCACCCUGACCAAGGAUGUCCCCAAGCGGCACUCGUUGGCCAUGCCCGGCGAGACGGUGCUCAACGGGAACCAGGAAUGGGUGAUGCAGGCCGACCUUCCGCUCACGGCCGCCAUCCGGCAGAGCCAGCAGACGCUCUACCAUGCCCACCCACAGCACACGGUGGACCGGCAAGCGGUCCGAGUCAGCCCAUGCCACUCGCGGCAGCCUUCCAUCAUCUCCGACGCUUCAGCGGCCGAAGGGGACCGGUCGUCCACGCCGAGCGACAUCAACUCGCCACGGCACCGAACGCAUUCCCUCUGCAAUGGAGACAGUCCUGGACCGGUACAGAAAAACCUGCACAACCCAAUUGUCCAGUCUCUAGAGGACCUUGAGGACCAAAAGCGGAAAAAGAAGAAGGAGAAGAUGGGCUUCGGGUCCAUCUCCCGCGUCUUCGCCAGAGGGAAGCAGCGCAAAUCGCUGGACCCCGGCGUCUUCGACGGUACCGCCCCCGACUACUACAUAGAGGAAGAUGCCGACUGGUGACCGGCCGCCCCUCCCUCCACUUCUGGGCGCGUGCGGG